GACCAAUAUCAAGCAGUGUUCAUGGCGUCUCUGCCACCCAGGCUCAGCCAUUUUGCUCAAGCAGAACCAGCGUUUAUACAAGCUAAAUCAUCGUUUCUCACUCCCGGCCAUUCCACACAAGCUAAGCCAUUAGCAAAUUCUGCCCCUACUGCACCUGCACCUCGUCCACAACAACAGCAAUUGGUGCAGAAUAAUCGCCGUAGAACGGAAGUGGCACCGGCACCUGUAGUAAGCAACGAAAAACAGCCUGCAAAGAGAAAACGUAGGAGGGCGGAUUCAAAUUCACCUGAUGCACCCUAUGUUAGACUUGUCUCUAUUACGGAUGAUGACCCGAACGCGAUGGACGUCGAAGAUGUCGAUGGGCUCAAGUCUCGCAAUUUUCAAGCAUUUGACAGGAUCAAAGACCCGAUGAUCUGCUGUAUUUAUUGCCACGACGUUGGACCUUACAUAUGGACAUGUCAGGCUGAAGGUUGCGGGAACCCUGUGUGUGUCGGCUUGAGUGAAUGCGAUCACGGAUGCGUGAAUAUAUUCUCUGAUCCAGAGACCGGUAACAUGAGCGUGACUGAAAAGACAUUCAUGUGUCCUCGAUGCCAUCGGGAUAAAGGUCUAGCAAUGACUUACAAUGUUCAAGGAUACUCUGUUCGACAAGACUUUCUCUAUCGCAACCGUUUCCCACUGCUCGCUAUUUUCUUGUCAUGGAGUGGUUUUGAAAGCCCGUUUGCUUCAAAUCUAAUCAGAUUAACGCUGGAAGAACAUUAUCGUCGGGAUAAAAGCAGGUUACAUAUAAUGACGCGAGCCCUGAGAGCCGGGAAUAAUUGUCCACAAGCUAUGACCCCUUCCUUCGAUUGGAUGCGUGAGUUCAACUAUGAGGGAAAUCUGUUGAUAUUCGUCAACACGCAUUCUGACACGAAGACGGGCAAUCUCGUUGUAUCUGGAAACGAGAGAAAUCCAACGUCCAUUCCAAUUUAUGAGCUUCUUUCAAAGUACAUUGGGGAUCACAAUUUGAGAGCUGCAACGCAUGCAAUCUCCGCAAUCAACAAGAAAGCAGGUGUUGGUCCAUGCAUUCGGGGGCUUGUCAUCUGCGCAUGCGGAUCCACGGGAAGACUUGAUGACAGUGCACUGUUGUUAACACGAUUCGUGAAAGAGGAUAUCCUCGAUUUUGUGCUUACAUUUUCGGGUGUACCGACAAUGGAUCCAGUGGUCGUUCCUGCGUUGAAUCGCUUUAUCGAGAACGUGUAUGUAUACGGCUUGCAGAUGUGGGACGCGCUGGAGGAAUCAUUUGGUGAAGAUAGACACGCCCUCAACCAAUCACCCGUAUUUCUGUCAUUCGCCGAGAUGAAGACCAAUGGAGACAAAGUGCGACAACGUACCGUCCACACCAGGGUCCUAGCAUACUCCAAUCUCAGAGACGGGCGGCCUUGGGGCCUUGACAUAUACCGGUGUUUGAGUGCCGCGUGCAACGCACCUGCUUAUAACAUGGUUUUUCAUCCACACGGAAAGCAGUACUACGGGAAGCAGUGGGUCCAAACGAAGAUUAAAUAUGAAUGUCUGGAAUGCGGUGUCGUCCAGAAAGCCAUUUCAUGUCCACCUUGGAUACAUGCAGCGCGGUCUCAAAACUAUGGACGUGUUUGGUACGAGUGGCCACUCAGCGCUGAGCACAAAAGAGACAUCGGAAUCAUAUGCUGACCAUGAUGUCAUGUUUCGUUUACUCAUCUGCAUACUUCUCACGCAAAGUCGAUAUCCCUCCCUGCUCGAGGUUCUUUUUACGAUUUAGAUCACUAUAGUAUGUAUAAUGUGCCAUUUUGUCGCAUACAUUCUAAUAUAUAUAAGCACGGAAUGUCUGAUCCCAUGGAACCAAUUCGCGU
Molecule: messenger RNA, 1865 nt
Organism: Suillus fuscotomentosus
Lineage: Eukaryota; Fungi; Basidiomycota; Agaricomycetes; Boletales; Suillaceae
Exons: 7
Coding region: 22-1686 (554 amino acids)
Source: RefSeq, a predicted model, not a curated record